AUGGGCACUGAAUCUACUGAUGGAUUCCCUGGAUUGAAAGGUACAGGUGUUGAUAUUGUACCCAUCAGUUCCCCCAACCACAGGACAACAAGACAUGAAGAUCUUAGCCUCGUCAAAGAUGUCGCGGAACUGUAUCUUGAUAGGGUAUUUGAGAAGCCUGCUGCACAUGAAUUCUACUGUCCUAACUGUAAUGCUUGCAUCAAGAAGGUUGUAAUUCGCCCUGAGCCAGAUGAUAAAUUCAGAUGCACAACAUGCUUCAGUUUUCUCACACCAAUCGGCAAUUGGUUCUUCCCUCAGGUGGUAGCACAACAUGGCGCUAUACUGAAUGAGCAAGAAACUAACACUGUGCAAGUUCCACCACCUGAUUCAUCAACAUACAAAUCUCCAUCUGGUGGAACACCGCCACUUGAUCAAAACAAAGCUCCAUUUAGUGAAAAAGUACACGAUGAAGAUCCCAAUGCUUCAGCGAUAAACCAAUUUCUAUCACCUGUUGACGCACCCCAGGAAGCUGACAGGAAUAAUAUAGCCCCCUCAAAGCAAGACUCUAAACUACCUGAAGUUAUAAUUGAUGGAGGAAGAGGGCCUGAAGCAGAGCCUCCAAUCAUUGUUGAUUCAACUGAGGGAAUAACAGAUUCUGAACCAAGGGGUGCUAAGAAAUUGGAAAUAGUGAAAAGUAUUGUAUAUGGCGGUUUGGUUGAAUCAAUUACAAGUCUAAGUGUUGUGACAUCUGCUGCUAGUGCUGAUGCUCCCACAUUGAGCAUUGUGGCUUUGUCGUUGGCAAACUUGAUUGGUGGAGUUUUCACUAUUGCUCACAAUCUUUUGGACUUGAAAAGUGAUCAGCAGCCUAGAGGAGCCUCCAGUCUAACAAAUGAGCAAGUUGAUCGCUAUCAAGAAAUGCUGGGACGGAGAGAGAAUUUCUUACUUCACGCCACCAUUACUUUGUUAUCAUUUCUUGUUUUUGGUUUAGUACCACCUGUAGUGUAUGGCUUCACAUUCAUGGAGACCGAUGACAAGAAUUUCAAGCUAGCAGCAGUGGCUGUAGCUUCUCUUUUAUGCAUUACCAUACUAGCCAUUGGAAAGGCUUACAUCCAGAAGCCGCCCAAGCACUACAUCAAGACUGUGCUGCAAUAUUUUGUCACUGGAAUUAUGGCUUCAGGUGUUUCAUACGUAGCAGGUGACCUUGCCAAAAAGUUAAUUGAAAAGCUUGGCUGGUUCAAUUCAGGAGAAGCUGUCCCAAUGCCUCUUGCUGAGAUGAGUUCAGGGAGGCUGGCUUGGGCAUCAUAUUGA
Molecule: messenger RNA, 1287 nt
Organism: Dovyalis caffra
Lineage: Eukaryota; Viridiplantae; Streptophyta; Magnoliopsida; Malpighiales; Salicaceae
Source: the annotation of a GenBank genome assembly